Messenger RNA from Schistocerca nitens (vagrant locust), 400 nucleotides. RefSeq names its product dynein light chain Tctex-type 5-B-like. The record is from RefSeq and is a predicted model, not a curated record. Gene Ontology annotation, cellular component: cytoplasmic dynein complex; cytoplasm. The transcript has 3 exons. Gene Ontology annotation, molecular function: dynein intermediate chain binding. Gene Ontology annotation, biological process: microtubule-based movement. Lineage: Eukaryota; Metazoa; Arthropoda; Insecta; Orthoptera; Acrididae. The coding region runs from base 41 to 388 and encodes 115 amino acids.
AUUUCAGUUUUGCUAGUGGUAACAGUCAUUUAAAUAAAGCAUGUCUACAUAUCAGUUGGCUCCACGACGCCCUUUCAACAUUGAACUGGUGAUAAAAAUUCUCCAUGAGGUCAUGGAGACCCACCUAUCCACAGUAAAGUAUGAGCCUGCUGCCUGUCCACAGCUCUGUGCCCACAUCACAAGGAAUGUCAGGGAGAAAGUGAAGGCCAUGAAUUUUGACAGGUAUAAAAUAGUUGUAACAUGCAGCAUCUUCCAAAAGGAAAAUCAAGGCCUGCAUGUUGGACUUCGAUGCUUAUGGGAUCCACAGCAUGACAACUAUGUUUCUGAAUCAUAUGAAACAACACAGUUCAUUGCUUUGACAUGUGUGUAUGGCAUCUACCAUGAUUAAUGCUUUCCAUAG